AUGAAAAAUCAUACAGGAAUAACAUUAUUCAUUUUUCGGGGAUUGACGGAUGACCCACAGCUGCAAGUUCUGCUUUUUAUCUUUCUGUUUCUAACCUAUAUGCUGAGUGUAACUGGAAACUUAACCAUCAUCACCCUCACUUGGGUGGAUCCACACCUUAAAACUCCCAUGUAUUUUUUCCUCAGAAAUUAUUCCUUCUUAGAAUUGUCAUUCACAACUGUCUGUAUUCCCAGAUUCCUGUGCCACAUGUUAACUGGGGACUAUUCUGUGACUUAUAACGGAUGUUUCACUCAAUUAUUUUUUGGUAUCUUCUUUGGGGCCUCAGAAUUUUAUCUCCUGGCUGCCAUGUCUUAUGACCGUUACGUAGCUAUCUGCAAGCCCCUACAUUAUGCAGCCAUCAUAAACAACAGAGUCUGUAACCAGCUUCUCCUGGGUUGUUGGUUGUCAGGGUUGUUAGGUAUGAGUCUUGAGCUAGAAUUCUGUGACUCCAAUAUUAUUGAUCAUUUUGUCUGUGAUGUAUCACCGUUGCUGGAAAUCACAUGCUCUGAUACACAGUUCCUAGAAAGAAUGAUUUUAGCUUUGGCUGUGUUGACACUCAUCAUCACCUUAGUGUUAGUGGUUCUAUCCUAUGCCUAUAUUAUCAGGACGAUUCUGAGAUUCCCCUCAGCUGAACAAAGGAAAAAAGCCUUUUCCACCUGUUCCUCCCACAUGAUUGUCGUCUCCAUGACUUAUGGCACUUGCAUCUUCAUUUAUAUUAAACCUUCUGAAAAAGAAGGAGUGGCUAUGAAUAAGGUGGUAACACUGCUUGCAACCUCAGUGGCACCAGUAAUGAACCCCUUUAUUUACACCUUGAGGAAUAAACAAGUGAUAAAAGCUUUCAGAGGCACAUUCAAAAAGAUUGUAUUGAGCUAUGAGAGGCAAUAG
This is a messenger RNA of Trichosurus vulpecula (common brushtail), 924 nucleotides long. Its product is annotated as olfactory receptor 6C2-like. Gene Ontology annotation, biological process: G protein-coupled receptor signaling pathway. Gene Ontology annotation, cellular component: membrane. Gene Ontology annotation, molecular function: olfactory receptor activity; G protein-coupled receptor activity. NCBI's taxonomy places the organism in Eukaryota, Metazoa, Chordata, Mammalia, Diprotodontia, Phalangeridae. The record is from RefSeq and is a predicted model, not a curated record.